Messenger RNA from Solea senegalensis (Senegalese sole), 4174 nucleotides. It is a transcript of the gene grin1b, whose product is annotated as glutamate receptor, ionotropic, N-methyl D-aspartate 1b. Gene Ontology annotation, molecular function: NMDA glutamate receptor activity. Gene Ontology annotation, biological process: chemical synaptic transmission; regulation of membrane potential; monoatomic ion transport. Bases 416 to 3241 code for a protein of 941 amino acids. Gene Ontology annotation, cellular component: neuron projection; plasma membrane; synapse. The record is from RefSeq and is a predicted model, not a curated record. The transcript has 22 exons. NCBI's taxonomy places the organism in Eukaryota, Metazoa, Chordata, Actinopteri, Pleuronectiformes, Soleidae.
GCGUCAGUAUCCAAGGGCAGACCGCGGGAACGCGAGCAUCAGGUCAUCUGGACGUCCGUCCGUCGACCGACAUUCACCGGACAGAGUCACACGAAUUAACGGUGAGACAAACACUGAAGAAACGAGUGACUGUGUCCAACGGACAGAUGACCGUGAAGAGACGGUGAAUCAACAGGACGAGACGAUGAGCGACUUCACCGACUAACUGUGACUGACAAGUGCGUGUGAUGUUCCGGUGUGAGGCUGUGAACGACCGUUACAACAGUUCAAAAAGGGACACAAACGACCUUUAACCCGCGACAGACCUGAGUCACCCACCGGUACCAGACGGAUCAAUCACCGUCAACAAGAGACUGAAGGACGCGGCUCUGUGACGGAAUCCACAGCUGCUCGGCUUCAAAAAUCUGACGACACCAUGGAGCUGCGUGGUGUGCUGCUCCUCACUGUGCUGCAGUGCUGUUCAGUGGCCCUUGGUGGCUGCGAGCCACGGCUGGUGAACAUCGGCGCCGUCCUGAGUCAGAAACGUUACGAGCAGGUGUUCAAGGAGGCGGUGAGCCAGGCCAACACUCUGUACGGGAAGGACAAGUUCAAGAUGAACGCCAUUUCUGUCACACACAAGCCCAACGCCAUCCAGAUGGCCCUGUCUGUGUGUGAAGACCUCAUUUCCAACCAGGUCUACGCAAUCCUGGUUAGUCACCCCCCUCAGUCCAACGACCACCUGACUCCGACGCCUGUCUCCUACACUGCCGGUUUCUACCGAAUCCCUGUGGUCGGCCUGACGACACGUAUGUCCAUCUACUCUGACAAGAGCAUCCACCUCUCCUUCCUGAGGACGGUGCCUCCAUACUCUCACCAGGCAAAUGUCUGGUUUGACCUGAUGAGGGAGUUCAGGUGGAACCACAUCAUUCUUAUUGUGAGCGACGACCAUGAGGGCCGAGCUGCCCAGAAGAGACUGGAGACACUGCUUGAAGAGAGAGAGACCAAGACUAAAAUCAGGAACUAUGAAAACAUCGACCAACAGAACUUUGACUUCAGGAGAACACCCAAGGCAGAGAAGGUGCUGCUAUUCAGCCAGGACACCAACCUGACAGCACUGCUGCUGGAGGCCAAAGAUCUGGAGGCUCGAGUCAUUAUCCUCUCUGCCAGUGAGGAUGAAGCUGCAGCAAUGUAUAAAGCGGCCCGUCACCUCAACAUGACUGGCUCUGGUUACGUGUGGAUGGUUGGAGAGAGAGAGAUGAACGGUAAAGCUCUGAGUGAAGCUCCAGACGGCCUGCUCGGCCUCCAGCUGAUUAACGGUAAGAACGAGUCGGCUCACAUUGCGGAUGCUGUAGCGGUGGUGGCUCAGUCUCUGCAGGAGCUGUUUGAGAAGGAGAACAUCACAGAGCCUCCACGGGGCUGUGUGGGAAAUACCAAUAUCUGGAGGACUGGACCGCUCUUUAAACGGGUGCUGAUGUCAUCAAAGUACCCCGACGGUCUGACCGGGCGGAUCGAGUUUAACGACGAUGGGGACCGACGUUUUGCUACCUACAGCAUCCUGAACUACCAACAAAAACCAGGUCGCCUCGUCCAGGUUGGAGUAUUCAACGGAUCACAGGUUGUGAUGAACCCUCAAAGGAAGAUCAUCUGGCCUGGAGGAGAGACAGAGAAACCAGUUGGAUACCAGAUGUCGACUAAACUGAAGAUUGUGACGAUCCAUCAGGAACCAUUUGUUUACGUAAAGCCAACAAGGAAUGAUGGGACAUGUAAGGAGGAGUACACGGUUAAUGGAGUCUUAAUCAAGAAGGUGAUCUGUACCGGACCCAAUGGUACCAUACCAGGUCAGCCCAUCGUUCCUCAGUGUUGCUAUGGUUUCUGCAUUGACCUGCUCAUCAAGCUGGCGAUGAGCAUGAACUUCACCUAUGAGGUUCACCUGGUGGCUGAUGGGAAAUUUGGCACGCAGGAGCGAGUCAACAACAGUAACAAGAAGGAGUGGAACGGGAUGAUGGGGGAGCUGCUGGGAGGUCUCGCUGACAUGAUCGUCGCCCCCCUCACCAUCAACAACGAGCGUGCUCAGUACAUCGAGUUUUCCAAACCCUUUAAAUACCAGGGCCUCACCAUCCUCGUCAAGAAGGAAAUCCCUCGCAGCACUCUUGAUUCAUUCAUGCAGCCGUUCCAGAGCACACUGUGGCUGUUAGUCGGUCUGUCGGUCCAUGUGGUGGCAGUGAUGCUUUACCUAUUAGACCGGUUCAGCCCGUUUGGAAGGUUUAAAGUGAACAGUGAAGAAGAAGAAGAAGAUGCCCUCACCCUGUCCUCCGCCAUGUGGUUCUCGUGGGGAGUACUGCUGAACUCUGGGAUAGGAGAAGGAGCACCCAGGAGUUUCUCAGCAAGGAUUCUGGGUAUGGUGUGGGCAGGAUUUGCCAUGAUCAUUGUAGCAUCAUAUACUGCCAACCUGGCAGCCUUCCUGGUGCUGGACCGGCCUGAGGAGCGCAUCACUGGCAUCAAUGACCCCAGGCUGCGUAACCCAUCAGAUAAGUUCAUAUACGCCACAGUGAAGCAGAGCUCGGUGGAUAUCUACUUCAGACGACAGGUGGAGCUGAGCACCAUGUACCGGCACAUGGAGAAACACAACUAUGAGAGCGCUGCUGAGGCCAUCCAAGCUGUCAGAGACAAUAAGCUUCAUGCCUUCAUCUGGGACAGCGCUGUGCUGGAGUUUGAAGCAUCACAGAAGUGUGAUCUAGUAACAACAGGAGAGCUUUUCUUCCGCUCUGGCUUUGGAAUUGGAAUGAGGAAAGACAGUCCGUGGAAACAGAAUGUUUCUCUGGCCAUUCUCAGUUCUCAUGAGAAUGGCUUCAUGGAGGAUUUGGACAAGACGUGGGUCCGAUACCAAGAGUGUGACUCCAGGAGCAAUGCCCCUGCGACACUUACCUUCGAGAACAUGGCAGGUGUGUUUAUGUUGGUUGCUGGUGGCAUCGUUGCCGGGAUCUUCCUUAUCUUCAUUGAGAUUGCCUACAAACGACACAAAGAUGCUCGAAGGAAACAGAUGCAGCUCGCCUUCGCUGCUGUGAACGUGUGGAGGAAGAACCUGCAGGAUAGAAAAAGUGGUAGAGCAGAGCCCGAGCCAAAACUGAAAACCUCUUUUAGGUCCAUCACUUCGACCUCCGACCUCAAACGCCGUAGGGGCUCCGGGGACACCACGCCGUACCCGACUGACAUCACUGGCCAGCUCAACCUAUCAGAUCCCUCCGUCAGCACUGUGGUCUGAGAGAGAGAGUGAGCAAGCUUCACUGCUGCUGCUGAGCCACACACGCACACACACACACACACUAUAUAAACACACAGAUGGACAGAUACAGCAUCCUCUGAGACAGGAAGGAGAUGGUGGUGUUUGGAAGGCAUCUGACACACACACACACACACACACCAUCUGUGAUCCCACUCCACCAACACCAAACACACACUCGCCUUGUCCCGCCUGUAGCUGUAAGCUUCCUCCAAAAACAAGUGUUUUAUUUUGAAAGAAACUGUCUUAGACUGCUUUUAUUUUGGUACGUGUCUGUGAUGUUAUACAGAUAGCACUGUCGCACUCAGUGACUGCACUGAAUUAUCAAACCAGAACUGUCAUUUAUUAAUUGAUGGACUGAUGGUUAGAAACCUCCUUGUUGAUCAACAUGGAACCUGUCAAUUGGGAAAUGAUCAAUCAGGGACUCAAUUAGGACCUGAUAAUUGGGAAUUGUUUCCCAUUUAUCAGGUCUUAAUUCAGCUGUAGACCUGAUGAUCAGGAACUACCCUGUUGUUUGGGAACCCAUCAAUAAGGAACCUGUGUUAGUAACCUGUUGAUCAGGAAUCCUGUGACCGGUAAUCUGAUGACAUGGACAAAUGUGGAUAUUGUCAAUCAGGACACUGUUGUUUAAGAAACCUCUCACUGAUCAAAGUGUGGUAGGCAGUUCAAGCCUCUGUGACAGGAAGCUUUUCUAUUCCAUGGAGCCACAGAUAUCAAACAAAACACCCCAUUCACGCAACAAGCCUCUGUUGGUCACACUGGCAAAUACGGAAACACACACAGAGCCACUAAAAACAAUACUUCACUCCCACUCCGUGGGCUGAAGUAAUAAUGGACCAGACUGUUUAUGCUAAAGUUAUUCAAGCAUGUAUGUAUGUAUAUAUAUAUAUAUAUAUAUAUAUAUAUAUAUACAUA